AUGGCAUCUUUUAGCCCAUUUGUUACUAUUCUUAAUCAAAACAAACUGAUUGGAUCCAACUAUGUUAACUGGAAAAGAAACUUAGACAUUGUUCUUACUACUGAAGCAUACAAAUUUGUACUUAAUCAACCAUGUCCAAACUUUCCUUCAUUAGAUGCUCCUACUAAGGAAAAACAGCGAUAUGAUCGUUGGCAAAAAUCUAAUGAGAUGGAUAAGUGCUAUAUCCUAGCAUCUAUUUCAAAUGUUCUACAACAUCAAAUGCAGGAUGUGGAACUAGCUUCAGACAUAAUGUUAAGUUCGAAGGAGAUGUUUGGUGAGCAAGGUCGUUUAGCUAGGAAAGAUACUAUGAGGAUUAUCUUGAAUACCAAGAUGGCUCAAGGGACUCCAAUAAGAGAGCAUUGUCUUAAGAUGAUCUCUUAUUUGAAUACAUUGGAGAUUUUAGGUGCCGACAUUGAUGGAGAAUCCCAUGUAGAUAUGAUACUUUAA
Quercus robur (English oak) is the source of this 486-nucleotide messenger RNA. RefSeq lists its product as uncharacterized. The transcript has a single exon. Bases 1 to 486 code for a protein of 161 amino acids. Lineage: Eukaryota; Viridiplantae; Streptophyta; Magnoliopsida; Fagales; Fagaceae. The record is from RefSeq and is a predicted model, not a curated record.